Messenger RNA from Brenthis ino (lesser marbled fritillary), 960 nucleotides. Lineage: Eukaryota; Metazoa; Arthropoda; Insecta; Lepidoptera; Nymphalidae. The record is from the annotation of a GenBank genome assembly.
AUGUUUGAAUCAGAUGACUAUGACCAGAUUUUAUCUCAAAUUGAUUUUCCCGAAAUAAGGAAUCCCGAAUGUAAGGAAAGUAAUAUAAGAAAAGAAGAAUUACUUACAAAACCUUUAUUAUCCAAAACAUCACAAACUAGUUGCAUUGUUCCAUUUGAUAAAGAAGUAAAAACUUGUGCUGAUUCUAAAGAAAAUACCUCUUGUGCUAAAAUUAAUUUAGUACAAGAAGAUAAUGUUACUUCAGCAAAGCAUACUAAGAGAAAAAUUAUAAAUUCAUUCUUUGACCACAAAAGCAAGAGAAAGUUUCCUGGUCCGGCUGGGUUAUUAACAGGUUCGUUUGAACAAAACCAAGAUGAAACCAUUUGUCAGAUGGAGCUGCUAACUCAGGAUAUGGAUUUCACUCAAAAUUAUUUACAUGGUGAUAUAUUUGAAACACCAUUAUGGAAGCGGUUAACUAAAGAUACACAAAGUUUAGGACAAAUUAAUUCUAUAAAUGCCAUCAAACAUCAGGCUCUAGCGGGUAAUUUACAGAGGAAAAAAGCUCAAGUAGUUGCAGCAUUUGUUGAAUCAGUAGAUAGAUCUGUUAUAGAUCCAUUAAUAACUUUAAGAGAUACUACAGGAAUUAUAAAAUGCACACUACAUAGAGAUGCAUGGAACACAUUUUCAAAUUACAUUGUGUCUGAAUAUUGUGCUCUAGUAUUAUGGAAACCUACAGUUUUAACGACUGGAAGUGCUUUCAAAAAGCAUUAUUUGAAUAUAACUUUGAGUAACAUUACAGCAAUCUAUACUUCAACUGUAAUAAAUGAUGAACAAGUGUUACCUAACGGGUAUAGCAAAUUCAAUGAAGAAGAAUAUAGCAUCAUUAGAAUAGAUAGAACUGAAAAUUGUCCUCCUGAUGAAGCAUUUCAAGAAAAUUUCGAUUUAGACGAUCUGGACAAUAUAUUUUCAAAUGAUAUGUUU